This is a messenger RNA of Athalia rosae (coleseed sawfly), 568 nucleotides long. It is a transcript of the gene RpL27, whose product is annotated as 60S ribosomal protein L27. Gene Ontology annotation, cellular component: ribosome; cytosolic large ribosomal subunit. Lineage: Eukaryota; Metazoa; Arthropoda; Insecta; Hymenoptera; Athaliidae. The coding region runs from base 122 to 526 and encodes 134 amino acids. The transcript is spliced from 4 exons. Gene Ontology annotation, biological process: translation. The record is from RefSeq and is a predicted model, not a curated record. Gene Ontology annotation, molecular function: structural constituent of ribosome.
CUCGUCGCCGGAAGUGGGAUCAUGCUAGUUGUUCGAAUCUCGCGUCGUGAGAGUGGACGUGAGAGAAGUUGGUAGCAGCGUUAGGUUCUUUUUUCCGGUUUGCGGAUACUCCGAAACCAAGAUGGUGAAGAUUAUGAAAGUAGGAAAGGUCGUACUGGUCCUUAGUGGCCGGUACGCCGGACGUAAAGCCAUUGUCAUGCGUAAUUUUGACGAUGGUACAUCCGAAAAACAAUACGGCCAUGCUUGGGUUGCUGGCAUCGACCGAUACCCUCGCAAAGUACAUAAGCGUAUGGGCAAGGGAAAGCUCCACAAACGCUCCAAAAUAAAGCCUUUUGUCAAGAUGUUGAAUUAUAACCAUUUGAUGCCCACGAGAUACACGGUUGAUCUGGCAUUAGACAAAGCACAGAUCAAAGAUCUCAAGGAUCCCAUGAAACGCAAGAAGGUGCGAUUCCAGACUCGUGUAAAGUUUGAAGAGAGGUACAAAUCCGGCAAGAACAAGUGGUUUUUCCAGAAGUUGCGAUUCUAAAUGCUUUUAUAUAUCGGGGUCAAUAAAAACAUGUAAAAAUUA